Colletotrichum truncatum is the source of this 1059-nucleotide messenger RNA. RefSeq lists its product as uncharacterized. Gene Ontology annotation, biological process: ribosomal large subunit biogenesis. Lineage: Eukaryota; Fungi; Ascomycota; Sordariomycetes; Glomerellales; Glomerellaceae. The record is from RefSeq and is a predicted model, not a curated record. Gene Ontology annotation, cellular component: preribosome, large subunit precursor.
AUGCUCACUUUGUUCCGCAUCUAUAAUUCAAACCUACAACUUCAACUUACUACACUGCGCUUUAUACCCCGUACGUUAAAAAAGUACAAGCACACUUACACAUCUUUCUUCGAACCUAAUUCUAUAAUGGUGGGCGGCACAACUACUACCAGCGGCACGACUAGCCCAGUAAGACUUUCAGACCAACCAAAAGAAACACCCGAAGAGAUGCCCGUCUUUAAUCACGAGCAAUGUCUUUUUUGCAACAAGCUCUUUGAUACCUUCGAUUCCAACGUAGCACACAUGCAAACAGCACACGGUCUAUUCAUACCCGAUAAGAAGCAUCUUAUCGUAGACUUGGAAACGCUAUUCUCCUACCUUCACCUCGUCAUAGUCGGCUACAAUGAGUGUAUCUGUUGUGGGACUCAGAGAAACUCUACUCUCGCAGUACAGCAACAUAUGGUUGGCAAAGGCCACUGUAGGUUCGAUAUCUCUAGCCAAGACUCAGAGUAUGCGGAUUUCUACGAUCUUUCCGGAUCAGAAGCAGAAAGUGAAGAAGAUGAAGACACCGACGACACCUCCAAGCCAAAGAAAGGCGAGAUGGAGAACCCUAUUGUGCAGCCAGAUGAAAAUUCUUUGAGACUUCCUUCUGGCCGGAUUAUAUCAAACCGCUCUCAAUCGAAUAACAAUAUUCGGCGACAACUCCUUAGAUCACGGUCUCCAAACGAGCCAGAGCUAUUAGAAGGAGGAUCAACCAGCAAUGAGAACACUGAGAAGACGGAAACUUCAACGUCAUUAGUAACCCGGUCGGGCAAGGGAGGGCUCGCUCUAACAAGGAGCGAAAAACAAGAGAGCAAAUUUGCUAAACAGCGCGCCACCCUUAGUGCCAAUGAUGAGAGGAGUAUCGCUCAUCUCUCUUUGCCAGAGCAGAGAUCGGUGCUUGCUAUCAAGCAGAAGCAGGUGGAGAAGGCCCAGCGGAUUAACGAACGAUAUCGUGGCCGAUUGGAGGGGCUUGGAAAUCAAUUUUUGAUGACGCAUUUUGUGAAGGAUGCGGCAGAUAAAAGAACACUGUGGAAAUGA